Cuscuta epithymum is the source of this 1509-nucleotide messenger RNA. NCBI's taxonomy places the organism in Eukaryota, Viridiplantae, Streptophyta, Magnoliopsida, Solanales, Convolvulaceae. The record is from the annotation of a GenBank genome assembly.
GUAUGUUGCUUUGUUUAGGAUGAACAUGUGAAUGAUUUUUCAACUAUAAAAGUCAGGGAUAAGAGAAAUGCUAACAGCCGUGCAAUUUUCAAUCACCACAACCACUCUAGUAGCUUCAAUCUACAUCCUCUUAAAAGUAUAAAUCACAGAAUUCGAGGCAUUGCUGCUUUCUUUAAUCAUUAAUCCCCAUCGCCUUCUUCCUUUUCACAGAACAAUCUCUUCCUGCAUUCUUCAUGUCUAUACUGUAUAGUUUCUAGCAGUACAGUACACCCACCCAUACUGAUUUAACUUCAUUUCCUCUCUCUCUCUCUCUAAGCCUCUGCUCUCUUCUGCAAGGAGAAGACUAAAUAGUCAACAAAGAACUCAAGAUAUGGAUAGUGGGAGCAUCAAUGCAUUUGAUACUACUGGUGUUAUAGAAGCUGUUUGGAUUUCAAACCCUCAACACCACCCUUCUCUCAAUGGCUGUGCAUCACCAGUGGACUUUGAAGAAUCAGAACAAGAAAUAGUGAAAGAGCAGCCACUGUUAACACCAAUGGACAAAGAAGAUAAUGGCAUUGAGGAGUAUGAAGGUUGCUUUCAUCGGCCCGAGAAGAAACGGAGACUUGCAGGAGAUCAGGUCCGGUUUCUGGAGAGGAUAUUUGAGGUAGAAAGCAAGCUUGAGCCUGAGAAAAAGCUGCAGUUAGCAAAAGAACUCGGCCUGCAGCCUAGACAAGUUGCAAUUUGGUUCCAGAACCGGAGAGCCCGUUCGAAGGUCAAACUGAUUGAGAAGGACUAUGAUUCCCUGAAAGCUAACUUUGAUAAACUGAAAGCUGAUUAUGAUUUCCUCUCCGAGGAGAACAAAAAUCUAAAGAAUGAGGUUCAGCUGCUGAGAGAUAAAUUGCUCAUUCAGGAACAACAGUGCAGCGCAAAAUUCGAACCGACCCAUAAAACCAGCACAUAUAAUGAUGACAAUGAACCUCACAUAGAGCAUUGUGCUAGUUUGAUCUCCCCAAAGGGAGAGAGAUCUCCAGUGGUGUGCAAGGAUGAAAAUGCAAGCUGGGUUAAAAGUGAUAUUCUUGAUUCAGAAAGUCCACAUUGCACUGAUGGGAACUACUCUUCAUCACACAUAUUGGAGUCUGAUUUCUCUCAGGAUGAAGGUGAAAGCCUGAUCAGCAUUUUCCAGCCAUCUUGCCUGCUCCCAAGACUUGAAGAAGAUCAUGGACACCAAAGUAUAGCAAGUUUGUGCAAUUUGGGGUUUUCCAUUGAGGACCAGACAGCCUCUUCAUGGUGGAGUGUUGGCCUAACUGAGUACUGACUACACCUUUCAAGUCAUAAGGCAUAGCAUAUGUAGUCAUCAUUUUACAACUCCUACUUCAAAUCCUACUACGUUUCUGUAUGGCAUAACUGAAAAAGAGGUUUAAAGGAACCUAAGGAAGCUUCAACCUGGAGCUUUAAAAAAAUACCUCUUUUUAUUAUAUGUUGUAUUAUUUUUCAUUUUGAAGUACAUAAUAUGAAUAAAUAUUCAUGAGA